UUGUAUGUGAGAUUGCUUGUGAGUCACAUCACCCGCCUCGAAAGGAGUAUUUAUGAAGCACAAGUGCAGCACAAGUUCAUUAGCACAAAUCCCAUUGAGCCCAAGCGUGUGUGUUUGACUGUUUCUGUUAGUGUUUUUGGCUCAUUUGUGGGUGCCCUCAUUCACCUCUACAGAUUAUGGUGCUGUGCCGGCUAUCGACUGUCUCUCCGCUGUCUGUUUUCCCUCUCUCCCUCCCUCUCAUGAUGGUAAAAAUAUCUGCAGACAGCAGGAACACAGGCACAGCUCUCUCUCGCUCGCUCUCUCUCUCUCUCUCUCUCCCACCCAUGUGAUCUCUCAGGCAGGCGUCGCUGUGCACAAUCUCCAGCCCUCCGCCGGCUGCAGCUAAUGAGUCUUUGUGUGGCUCGAGCGAAUGAGAGCGAGUCUUCGGUCUGUUUUAGACCGGAGCGUAUGCUAACAGCAGUGGAGACCGGGAGCGCACGCUUUACCUCUCUCGCCCCGGUCUCCUCUCGAGUCCGAGUGAAAUGGAGGGCCAUCAUUCAGCACAUCUCAUCUGGCCUGAAAAGGCUCCUCUGAGAGAAGUGCUGUGGUGAGAGGGAGGAGAGUAACGCAGCGGUGGACGCAGCCAUGAGUGGGAUUCUGAAGAGGAAGUUUGAGGAGGUGGAGGGGGCGUCGCCCUGCUCGUCACUGAGGGAGUCGGAGGAGGAGGAGAUCUCGAGCACUGAGAGUGGAGACAGCAGCGACAGCGUCAACCCAUCGGCCUCGCACUUCACCCAUUCUUCAUCAGCAUCAUCCUCAACAUCAACACACAUGCUGCAGCGGACAGCAUCCUCGAUACUGAAGCGAGAGAAGAGGAUGAGGACGAGGAGGGUGCACUUUGAGAAGGUGACGGUGUAUUACUUCAGCCGGAGGCAGGGAUUCACCAGCGUGCCCAGCCAGGGUGGCAGUACGCUGGGCAUGUCCAGCAGGCACAGCUGCGUGCGGCAGUACACGCUGGGAGAGUUCGCCAUGGAGCAGGAGAAAAUCCACAGAGACAUGCUCCGAGACCACUUGAAAGAGGAGAAACUCAACUCUAUCCGGCUGCGGUUGACGAAGAACGGCUCGAUGGAGUCCGACGAGGCCAACGCUCUCACGCUGGACGACAUCUCUGACGACGACCUGGACAUUGAUAACACAGAGGUGGACGAAUACUUCUUCCUUCAGCCUCUGACCACUAAGAAGCGGCGCGCUCUACUGCGCUCAUCCGGCGUCAAGAAGAUCGACGUGGAGGAGAAACACGAGCUACGAGCCAUCAGGGUGUCCAGGGAAGACUGCGGCUGUGACUGCAGACUCUUCUGUGACCCUGAGACCUGCACAUGCAGCCUCGCCGGCAUCAAGUGUCAGGUGGACCGUAUGUCAUUCCCAUGUGGCUGCACAAAAGAGGGCUGCAGCAACGCAGCCGGCAGGAUCGAGUUUAACCCCAUCCGAGUGCGGACUCACUUCCUGCACACCAUCAUGAAGCUGGAACUCGAGAAGAGCCGUGAGCAGCAGCAGAAUUCCGGAGCCACGGCGGCGGCCGGCAACGGAUUCCACGGCGACCCGAACGGUCACUGCAGCCCCUUGGCGACGGGCCAGCAUUCACUGGAAUACGCGAUCCCGGAUACAGUCCCGCAGACCACAAUCAUGCAUCUGCAGGCUGGCGACGACAUAGACGAAGCCUUGGACGAAGAGGAGGAGGAGGAAGAGGAAGACGAGGAUGAUGAAGAGGAGGAAGAGGAAGAUGACGAAGAUGAGGAGAACGAAGAUGACGAGGAUGAGAGCAGCAGUCUAUGCAGUCUGUCCGACUCCAGCACACAGAGUUUGGCGAAUAGCGACUCUGAGGAGGAAGACGACGAGGACGAGGACGAUGACAAGACCGUGGAGUUUGACACGGGAUUGGCCAAUAGCGAGGUGGCUCCGCCCCCCUCCGUGAUGUGUUACUCAGAGAAUACGGUCGCGUCGGACAACCAAACGAACGGCAACUCCUACUUCAUCAACUCCACCGCGGAGUACUACCCGAUGGAAAACGCUACUCCGCCCGUACUUUUAGCCUCCGCCAACCAAUCAAAUGAGCCCUACAUAGGGGACACGGCCUCCUAUCAAGACAGAGUCAAUGACUCCAGUAGGGUCAUGUCUCAGGGUCCCUUCAAUGUGACCGCUGACCAAUACACGGACUAUUCCCAGCAGCCCGAGCAACCGUACGCCAGUCACCACUUGGCCGUGAUUGGCUGUUGCACCCCGGAGCCGGAUAAAAGCGUCCAAUCCAAAGGGACCUUCCUCAGCCAAUCGGGAGAGCUGAAUCAGAUGGAAUUCCAAAACUAUCUGAACAACAAUACGCAGGAUACAGGCUACAACGCCAACGGGAACUGUUACGUAGCUGAACAGCCAAAGGAGAUGUCUCGCAAUCUGCCCGAAGUUUCGCUAGCGGACAACACGAAAGGACCUACUUUACUGGACGCUUUCCCUGAGCCCACUCCGGUUUAGAUCCAGAGAGCGGCAAGAGUAUAAAAGCAGCCUUCGAUGUUUCGUUCUGACAAAUUUCCUGUUUAACGUUUGGGGGGGGGGCGGGGCGGAUCCAAAAAUACGUAUUUUUACUGAACUUUGCAAAGAACAAAAAAAAACGAUUUAAACUGCAAAAUCAGAGUGUAUGAUAAGCUUUAGGUUGGAAACAUACUCUACGCAAGUACGGCAACGCAAACGCGUAAUUUCACUAAAACAAUGGGUCUUGUUUACUAAUAAUUGCGUGGAUUAUCUCGUGAAUUCAAUACACGUGUGUACGCACAUCAAUUUGAUCUCAACUUCGUUGUAAUGUUAAUGAAUUUGGACUAUUUUUGAUAAGCAACUAUGUGUUUCUGUAUAACAUUUUCUUUCUGUACAACAUUUUCUUUUACAGCCUUUCGUCACUGUCUGAUGCUUUCUAAAGACACGGUUUCACCUGAAGGCGGGUGCACACUGUGCAAUUUAUAAUAGUCCUUUACGAUUGUUGCUCGUCAGACUGUACGAACAUGAUCCUCAUGUCACACUGUGGGAUCUCAGCUGUCAUUUAUGUCAGACCGUACGACAGUCAAGAUGCGUUAAAAACGGAUGCGCGCUUGAAAGCUUGUCCAGAGUAUUACGUCAACCCAUACACGUUUAGAUCAUGGCACAAUUUUGAUCAUGGCAACGAAGAUAAUUUGACAUUUGCCGUAGGAGAAGUCACACUGCAGGACUGUGCGCCAAAUCUCCUGACACUGCCAGAAUUUUGUCGGAGGUAAAAUUUGAUCGCAACGGUUAUUAAUUGGCUGUCGGUGAACAUGUCAAACUAGUGAUCAAAGACUACAGAUUUUAGCCUAGGAUUAUAGGAAUCUUUUAGGAUUCUCAAAAUUUGUCUCAGACGACCAAAUCAUGGCUAAAAUCGCACAGUGUGCACGC
Megalobrama amblycephala (Wuchang bream) is the source of this 3426-nucleotide messenger RNA. RefSeq names its product cysteine-serine-rich nuclear protein 3 (gene csrnp3). Gene Ontology annotation, biological process: regulation of transcription by RNA polymerase II. The transcript has 5 exons. Gene Ontology annotation, molecular function: DNA-binding transcription factor activity, RNA polymerase II-specific; sequence-specific DNA binding. The coding region runs from base 625 to 2499 and encodes 624 amino acids. The record is from RefSeq and is a predicted model, not a curated record. Gene Ontology annotation, cellular component: nucleus. Lineage: Eukaryota; Metazoa; Chordata; Actinopteri; Cypriniformes; Xenocyprididae.